Messenger RNA from Tarenaya hassleriana, 1525 nucleotides. Its product is annotated as pyruvate dehydrogenase E1 component subunit alpha-2, mitochondrial. The record is from RefSeq and is a predicted model, not a curated record. The coding region runs from base 69 to 1250 and encodes 393 amino acids. NCBI's taxonomy places the organism in Eukaryota, Viridiplantae, Streptophyta, Magnoliopsida, Brassicales, Cleomaceae. The transcript has 8 exons. Gene Ontology annotation, molecular function: pyruvate dehydrogenase (acetyl-transferring) activity. Gene Ontology annotation, cellular component: intracellular membrane-bounded organelle. Gene Ontology annotation, biological process: pyruvate decarboxylation to acetyl-CoA.
UUCAUUUUUGCUCUUCGCUCACCAAACGAACGUCCUUGAUUGAGAAAAAGCAGAAGUCGACGGCGGAAAUGGCCCUAUCACGUCUUUCGUCUCGAUCCAAUGGCCUUCUCCAGCCCGCCGCCGCCGCCUUGACCGCCUCGCUCCGCCGCUCGGUUUCCACGGACACGUCGCCUCUGACGAUCGAGACCUCUGUCCCGUUCACGGCGCAUCUCGUGGAGUCGCCGUCACGCGCCGUCGAGACCUCGGCGAAGGAGCUUCUCUCGUUCUACCGUGACAUGGUCUUGAUGCGGCGGAUGGAGAUCUCCGCCGAUUCGCUCUACAAGGCGAAGCUGAUCCGUGGGUUCUGCCAUUUGUACGACGGUCAAGAGGCCGUCGCGGUCGGAAUGGAGGCGGCGAUUACCAAGCGUGAUGCCAUUAUAACCUCGUAUCGAGAUCAUUGCACGUUCUUAGGCCGUGGUGGCUCGCUCGUUGAGGCGUUCUCCGAGCUUAUGGGAAGAAAAGCGGGCUGUUCCAACGGAAAAGGAGGAUCUAUGCACUUCUACAAGAAGGACGCGGGGUUUUACGGUGGGCACGGGAUCGUCGGAGCUCAGAUUCCACUUGGCUGUGGUUUGGCCUUUGCGCAGAAAUACUCUAAGGAUGAAGCUGUGGCGUUCACCUUGUAUGGCGAUGGUGCCGCCAAUCAGGGACAGUUGUUCGAGGCUUUGAACAUAGCGGCGCUAUGGGACUUGCCUGCAAUUCUGGUUUGCGAGAACAAUCAUUACGGGAUGGGAACGGCAGAGUGGAGGGCCGCUAAGUCCCCAGCCUAUUUCAAGCGAGGCGACUAUGUUCCUGGCUUGAAGGUGGAUGGCAUGGAUGUGCUCGCCGUGAAACAAGCUUGCAAGUUUGCCAAAGAGCAUGCACUCAAGAAUGGACCAAUUAUCCUUGAGAUGGACACCUACAGAUAUCAUGGUCACUCAAUGUCUGACCCAGGGAGCACCUACCGUACACGUGACGAAAUCUCUGGCGUGAGACAGGAGCGAGAUCCGAUUGAGAGAGUGAGAAAGCUGAUUGUAUCUCAUGACUUUGCUACCGAAAAAGAGCUCAAGGACAUUGAGAAAGAAGUGAGGAAAGAAGUGGAUGCAGCCAUAGCUGAGGCGAAGGAGAGCCCAGUGCCAGAUGACUCCGAGCUCUUCACGAAUAUAUACGUCAAAGGUCUAGGAACUGAGUCGUUCGGAGCAGACAGAAAGGAACUCCGAGCAUCACUUCCAUAAAACCAGCGGCUCUUCCCUAACUGAAAAGGUCAUAUUGGAAUAAUCCCCCCCUCCCCACUUUGCUUCAAAUAAAUCCCUUUUCAAAAACAACGGACACCCUUUGAUCAUGUUUCCUGAUCUUUUUAUUAUGUGUUCCUUCCUUCGGGGGUGUGUGUUGUUUGAUUUAAACAUUUGAAUCCAAUUAUUAAUGUAGAGCUUAGAAAAAAAUGUAAAAAGAUUUGGUGUAUAUCGAAUCGAAUCUUAUGUGGAAUAUAUCCAUUGAGGCACGACACCAA